Molecule: messenger RNA, 3861 nt
Organism: Diatraea saccharalis (sugarcane borer)
Lineage: Eukaryota; Metazoa; Arthropoda; Insecta; Lepidoptera; Crambidae
Source: the annotation of a GenBank genome assembly
AUGUCGAGUAAACUAACUCUUGGUCAGCGUGUGAUUUUGACGGCUAAAGAUGUUAAGGGUUCAGUGGCAUACGUUGGUUACCCGAAUUUUGCCACUGGUAAAUGGAUUGGAGUGAUUUUGGAUGUGCCGAAGGGGAAAAAUAAUGGCUCAAUUCGAGGACAUACCUAUUUUAGGUGUGAAGAGAACUAUGGAGUGUUUGUGCGCGAGUCACAGAUCCAGCUAUUAGAUGCUGAUGACAAUCCAAUGGAGACUUCCAUGACAUCCUCUAGUGAGGAACCGAAAUCAAUACCAGCCAACAGGAGACUCAGCAGGGUGCGCCGGAAGGCGUCUCCUGCGCAGACCAAAGCUGGAACUCUGUCGAUGUCCAGUUCUCGCACGUCGCUCGCCAGCAGUCGUCAAUCACUGACGUCAUAUGUGUCGCCGACCGCGGAAAGGGCCGCUUCACCUGACAGCGCGGCGAAGAGGGCCUCCUUUGUUGAAACCGGAUUCGUGGAGACUCUGACGCCACAGUAUACUCCGGGGCAGAGUAUAACAUCACCGCAGCCGGUGACUUCAGUUGAAGAUAAACUAGCUAAUAUGCAGGCACAGCAGGAGAUAACCCAACUUAAAUCGGAAGUGGAGGAUUUGAAAGAGAAACUAGAAACGCUGAGGGUCCGUCGCGCUGAAGACAGGGAAAAGUUGAGGGAGCUGGAACGAGUGAGGCUGCAACUGGACCAGGCGAACGAGUUUAAGGCGAAGAUCAUGGAGUCUCAAGCUCAACUGCAGAGGGAUUUGCAACGGGCGAAGCAGGAGGUGCGUGAAGCCCAAGAAGCUUUAGAAGUCCACAAUGAUGAGACAGCAGAGCUGCAGGAGGCGGCAGAAAUGGCGGCUCUCGACAAAGAAAUGGCCGAAGAGAGAGCGGAAGCACUACAGCUGGAGCUGGAACAGUGCAGGGAGAAGUUGGAGGAAGCCACUCUGGACCUACAGCUUAUGAAGGCGGAGAUGGAGGCGGGAGGGAACAUACCGUCAUGCCCGAGCGAAUUUGAGCAUCCGUACACGACCGGCGAGGCGACCGGCUACGAGAUGAGGCAGCUGCAGCAGCAAAACAGCCGACUUCGUGACACACUAGUGCGUCUGAGGGAUCUCUCCGCUCACGAUAAACACGCCAUGCAGAAAAUGCAUAAGGACCUGGAACAAUAUAAGUCUGAAAUAGCUGAACUCAGCCGCACAAAAGAGAAGCUUUCCUCAAGAGUAGAGGAAUUGGAAGCCCAAGUGGCAGACCUGAGGGAGCAGGUGGACGCAGCUCUCGGGGCCGAGGAAAUGGUCGAACAGCUGGCAGAGAAAAAGAUGGCCUUGGAAGACCAGGUUGAGCAACUGAAGCAAGACGUUUCAGAGCUGGAAGCGCUGCAGGAGGUCCACGAACAGCUGGUGGAGUCGAACAGGGAGCUCGAGAUGGACUUGCGCGAGGAACUGGAGAUGGCACACGCUGCAACUAGAGAGGCGGUGCGAGAGAGAGAGGCAGCUCUAGAGACUAUGAUGGAUAGGGACGCGACGAUAUUAAAAUUCAGGGAAUUGGUGCAGAAAAUGACUGAACAGUAUAACGAGAUACGCGCACAAUUGGAGUCGAAGCAAGGCUCGCCGGCCCCCAGCGAGCAGGAGUCCAACCCGGAGAGCUCGGCGCGCUCGUCCCCGCCGGUGGAGCUGGGCUCGCUGGUGCAGCAGUCGCGCGCCUCCACCCGCUCCGUGGACCUGCAGCUGCGCGCGCUCGACCUGGCCCAGGCGAGGGCCCGCGCGGACAUGCUGGCCGCCUGCCUGCCGGACCACUUCAUGACCGUGUGCGGUGACCACGAUGCGAUCUUGCUGAUUUUGCUACUGCAGAGGCUGAACACGAAAGCGGAGAUUAUACUAGGCCAGAUCAGAGAGAGAUUCCCAGCGGUGAACGUGUGGGAUCGCGAGGCGGUGACGAAGACCCACACAGCGGUGCAAUACAGUUUCCGCUGCCAACUGGAAUACCAACUGCACAUGAUACAGUGUAUAGUGUGCAUGUGGACAGCAGCGCUUGAUUCAUGUUCUCCCGAGAUAUUAUUGCGCGCUGCUAGCGCUUUACCGGACGCGCUGCAGCAGGAGCGUGCGCUGGAUGCAGCCACUCAGCUGCUGAAGAGUAACGAGCUCGAUGAAAAUUGCUCACUCGACGGCAUGGAGCGUUGCUGGACGUACCUGUCCGCCAUGUGGUCCGCUCUGAACAUGAACAGCGUGGAGGGGGCGGCGGUGGACCGGCACGCGGUGCUGCACGCGUCUAGCGCGCUGGACGCACUGGCGCGCGCGCUGCAGGCCGACGCCACAGCGCUCACGCAUGUGCUGCAGACGUCAGACAGGCAAAUGGAGUUGGGUCAGUUGCACGAAGCCAUCAGCACGGCGAGUGCUUCGCUGCAGCAGCAGUUGAAGAGUGUACGACGUAGACUGCCCCCUGGCGUCAGAUUACACACGGUGCCAAUAGACGUACAGUUGGUGGAGCGUUUGAGGGGCGAGUGCGCCAGUACACUGUGGCGGUGCGUGCGCGCCGUUUGCCUCGCGUCGCGCGCGGCGUGCGCGUGCGCGGCCACCGCCGGGGAACGCGGCGACCCCGCCCCCCUCCCGCACGCCACCCUCCAUCAGCUGUGGGCCGCCUGUGUGGACAAGCUCUACCAGCAGGAUGAUCACGGCCCCGUGCGGACUAUCAAGCACGCCUUAUCUCAGGUGGCAGCUGACGUCACAAAACUAGCAACAUUCGCACAAGACAAAGAGUACGAUAUGAUGUCCCUCACCAAUGUGCACGUCGAUAAACCGACCCCACCAGUGGUCCUUCGCGCUCAACUAGUGAAGAAGCAGUUGGACGAAACGAAAACUCUCACUAUCAAACUGGAGAACAAGGAAGCCGAUAUCAAGGAGCUGAGGAAGGCACUAAAGGCUAAACAAGAGGAGCUAUCGGAGAUGCAGAUCAGGCGAGAGUUGGGGGAGAGGAAACUGACCGCGGCCGCUAGAGACGCGGAACUCAGAGCGGAACAGCUACAGAGGAGAUUGGACGACGCACAGAAUCAACUCAAAAGAAAAGAGAAGGAAUUCGAGGAGACAAUGGACCAUUUACAACAAGACAUCGAUUCUUUGGAGAGCGAAAGAGGCGCGCUGCGUGACAAACUCAAGUUGUAUGCUAAACGAGGCGGAUCACAUCACGAGGAGACACCAGUCAAAGUGGUGCCGGGCGUGGUAGCCGGAGAUGUUAACGAAGCGUUGCAGCAUCAGCUCAAGGUGCUCAGCUGGACUGUGGAGCGCGAGCGUGCGGCGCGCGCUGCGGCGUGUCGCCGUGCGGAGCGCGCCACCAUCAGGAGCCUCCGGCCCCUGGAGCACCCCGCCGCGCGCUCAGCGGUCGCCAGGAGGCAGGCCGCCGCCGCGCUAGAGAAACAACUGGCCACCCUACAUACGGAAUGGACUCUGUUCGUGGCCCGUUCGGGGCUGGUUAAGUUCCCAGAGGAGCCCGGCAAGUACGCGAGAGCUCUGCAGAAGCAUAAGGAGAAGCAGAAGGAGAUCAGGAGGCAGCUGGAGGAGCGUCUCGCGGUGUUGCAAGCCGAAGUGCGCAGUCAGCUUCUGUUGCACCGCCCCUGGCGUUGUGUUGAAGCAGAUUUUGCGGAGUUCCCAUCGCGGGAACUGGCUAAGGCAUUAUCGGGUAAGGCGUUGGAAGUGGGCACAAUACAUUACCCAGCUCCAUCUGGUGACGCGCAGUCCGAAGACACAAUAUACGUCACACCGACACAACUUACCAGAUUACGCGAGAUCGUAUCGGAGUUGCAGUCAGACGAUGUGAAAUUAGAAUUGGCGCCUCUAGACCAUACAGUGUGCGCUGCGUAG